AUGCCCUCCCCCGGCAAGACGUCCUGGACGGCCCUCGGCUGCGAGGGCUCCGCCAACAAGCUCGGCAUCGGCGUGGUGCGGCACACGGGCGCUCACGACACCACCAUCCUCUCCAACCUGCGCGACACCUUCAACGCGCCGCCCGGCGCGGGCUUUCUCCCCAAAGACACGGCGACGCACCACCGGCGCGAGUUCGUCGCGCUCGUGCGGCGGGCCCUCGCCGCAGCCGGCAUCACUGACCCGCGCACACAGCUCGACUGCGUCUGCUUCACGCAGGGCCCGGGCAUGGGCGCGCCGCUCACGUCCGUCGCCGUCGGCGCGCGCACGCUCGCGCUGCUCUGGGGCCUGCCGCUCGUCGGUGUCAAUCACUGCGUCGGGCACAUUGAAAUGGGCCGCACCAUUACCGGCGCCGACAACCCCGUCGUGCUCUACGUCUCCGGCGGCAACUCGCAAGUCAUUGCGUACGCCGAGCAGCGGUACCGCAUCUUUGGCGAGACGCUCGACAUUGCCGUCGGAAACUGCCUGGAUCGCUUCGCGCGCACGCUCGCCAUCAGCAACGACCCGGCGCCGGGGUACAACAUCGAGCAGAUGGCCAAGCGGGGCACCAAGCUGCUCGACCUACCAUAUACCGUCAAGGGCAUGGACUGCUCCUUUUCCGGCAUCCUGGCCGCGGUUGAUGCGCUUGCUGCGCAGGUCAAGGCGGGUACGGCGGAUUUCACGGCCGAGGACUUGUGCUUUUCGCUGCAAGAGACCGUGUAUGCCAUGCUCGUGGAGAUUACGGAGCGCGCCAUGGCGCACGUCGGCUCGCGGCAGGUGCUCAUUGUUGGCGGCGUCGGGUGUAACGAGCGCCUGCAGGCCAUGAUGGGCCAGAUGGCGGCGGAGCGCGGCGGUAGCGUGUUUGCGACGGACGAGCGCUUCUGCAUCGACAAUGGCAUCAUGAUUGCGCACGCAGGGCUGCUCGCGUACCGGGAGGGCUUCGAGACGCCGCUGGCCGAGAGUCAGUGCACGCAGCGUUUCCGGACGGACGACGUUUUUGUCAAGUGGAGAGACUAG
This is a messenger RNA of Cordyceps militaris CM01, 1053 nucleotides long. Its product is annotated as Peptidase M22, O-sialoglycoprotein endopeptidase. Gene Ontology annotation, biological process: tRNA threonylcarbamoyladenosine modification. The coding region runs from base 1 to 1053 and encodes 350 amino acids. Gene Ontology annotation, cellular component: cytoplasm; EKC/KEOPS complex. The record is from RefSeq and is a predicted model, not a curated record. Lineage: Eukaryota; Fungi; Ascomycota; Sordariomycetes; Hypocreales; Cordycipitaceae. The transcript has a single exon.